Linum tenue is the source of this 1644-nucleotide messenger RNA. NCBI's taxonomy places the organism in Eukaryota, Viridiplantae, Streptophyta, Magnoliopsida, Malpighiales, Linaceae. The record is from the annotation of a GenBank genome assembly.
AUGCUCUCUCUCGUCAGGCUAACUCGUUUCAGGGACCAACGGAAGUUUGAAGCUGGUUGCUCUCGGUUUCAUUUAUCUCCAGAUAUAUAUACCAAACUCAUCGAGACACACGCUCACCGUCGAUCGCUACUGAGAGGGAAACUACUCCACGCCCACCUGAUAACUAAUGGGUUGGCCCGUCGUACGCAUUUUGCUGCGAAGCUCGUGUCUUUCUACACGGAAUGUAAGCGGUUGUCCAGCGCGCGCCAAGUGUUCGACAAAAUUCCCCACUCGGACAUUCGGCGGUGGAUCGUCAUUGUGGGGGCGUAUUCACGAUGUGGGUUUUACCAGGAAGCUUUGGAUGUCUUCUUUGAAAUGAGGAAAGAGGGAUUACUCCCAAACCAGUUCGUUAUUCCAAGUGCUCUGAAGGCUUGCGGGCAUGUGUUUGAUGUACAUACUGGGAAGAUUUUGCAUAGCCUAAGUUUGAAACGUUGUUUUGUAUCAGAUUCGUUUGUGGUGAGUGCAUUGAUUGAUAUGUACUCCAAAUGCGGUGAAGUUGACAACGCAACGAAAGUUUUCGAUACAAUAUCGGAGAAAGACUCGGUAGCUCUGAAUGCCCUGGUUUCAGGCUACGCUCAUCAUGGUCUUGCAGAAGAAGCAUUUAGUUUGGUAAAGCGAAUGCAACUAGUGGGGCUUAAACCAAAUAUCAUAACUUGGAACACAUUGAUUGCUGGGUUUGCCCAGAAGGGUAACGAAGUUAUGGCUUCAGAACUUCUCCAACUAAUGGCUGACAACGGCAUAGAACCUGACGUGGUUUCUUGGACGACAGUUAUAUCAGGGCUAGUGCAGAACUUUCGAAAUGACGCAGCUUUUAGCACAUUCAGACGGAUGUUGAGCCAUGGCUUCUCGCCCAGCCCUGCCACAAUCAGCAGUCUCUUGCCAGCUUGUGCCAGUGUGGCAAAUGCCAGGCAUGGGAGGGAGCUUCACGGCCAUGCUGUGGUGAUAGGAGUUGAUGAUGAUAUAUACGUGAGGAGUGCUCUGAUUGACAUGUAUGCCAAGUCUGGUUUUCUCCACCAAGCGAGAUUGCUGUUCUACAAAAUGUCGGAGAAGAAUACGGCUACCUGGAAUUCAAUGAUCUUCGCAUAUGCAAACAAUGGUUGCUCCCACGAAGCAAUCCAGCUGUUUACUCGGUUGGAAAAGACCGAAGGCAAUACCAAGCUUGAUCACUUGACUUUCACAGCUGUUCUCACAGCUUGUAGUCAUGCUGGAAUGGUCGAGCUGGGACAAAGUUUGUUCCUUUUGAUGAAACAGAAGUACAACAUUGGACCAAGACUGGAGCAUUAUGCAUGUAUGGUGGAUCUUCUUGGGACAGCUGGGAAACUUGAGGAGGCCUAUCGUCUGAUUGAAACGAUGCCUAUGAAGCCUGAUCUUUUCGUGUGGGGAGCACUGUUGGGGGCGUGUAGAAAACAUGGCAAUGUGCAGCUCGCUGACGUCGCAGCUAAGCAAUUAGUGGAGCUUGAGCCCAGAAACCCUGGUAACGAAAUUCUCAUGUCAAGUCUACAUGCUGAAGCAGGCAGUUGGGGCGCUGUUGCAAGGUUUAAGAAGCGGUUGAACAAUAAAACUAGGCGGUUCUCUGGGUGCAGCUGGAUAGAAACAUGUGGGUAA